Poecilia reticulata (guppy) is the source of this 768-nucleotide messenger RNA. The record is from RefSeq and is a predicted model, not a curated record. NCBI's taxonomy places the organism in Eukaryota, Metazoa, Chordata, Actinopteri, Cyprinodontiformes, Poeciliidae.
AUGGCUUACCACAUUGUUACUUCUUCAUCAAGGAUUUUGAAAUAUCAGAACAACAAAUGGAUUUUCUGGUACAAGCAAAGUGCUGGAGAUAUUCUGGAUUUAAUCGUGAUGCAGCAGCGAACGACAAACCCAAAUUAUGGACCAGCAUUCUCUGCUUCAAAAUUCAGUGUAACGAACUACAGCAGUCUUACAAUUUUCACAACCGUUCAACAAGAUGAGGGAAUGUAUCACUGCGCUCAAAUGGACGCACUUGACUUUAUAUGGAGUGGGACUUAUGUAUCCAUAAAAGGAAUCACUGAAAGGACAUCAAACUACACAGUUCUUUCACAACCAACAAUCUCAGAUCCAACAGGUUCAGAGACUCUGCAGUGUUCGGUCCUCUCUGACUCUGAGAACACAACCUGUUCAGGAGAACCCAGUGUGUUCUGGUUCAGAUCCAGAUCAGAAAAGUCUUUUCCUGACAUGAUUUACACUGAAGAAAAAAAAGCUGAAAAUUGUGAGAAUAGAUCUGACUCUCCGAAGAGAUGUUUUUAUAACUUCUCUAAGAAUAUCAGCUCUUCUGAUACUGGGACUUACUACUGCGCUGUGGCCACUUGUGGACAGAUAAUAUUUGGAAAUGGAAUUAACCAGAGAAACGGCAAAACAAAUGAAAACGACAUGCUGGUGGUCACAAUCUGUUUGGUCACUUCUGUAAUUGGUAAUAUUGUUUUCAUUUGCUAUCUAACGCGAAGAUCAGCAUGUCAACAAUGCAAAGGUUUGUUUCAGUGA